Molecule: messenger RNA, 3945 nt
Organism: Petromyzon marinus (sea lamprey)
Lineage: Eukaryota; Metazoa; Chordata; Hyperoartia; Petromyzontiformes; Petromyzontidae
Product: lysosome-associated membrane glycoprotein 1-like
Biological process (GO): establishment of protein localization to organelle
Cellular component (GO): plasma membrane; lysosomal membrane; late endosome membrane
Source: RefSeq, a predicted model, not a curated record
UGUGCGCCAACCAGCCCCGCCCAUCACGGUCACGUGCUUUCUUGAGCGUGAGGCGGAAGUGGAGGAGUCGCGAGCAGAAACAGCCAGCAGCUGAGACAGAGACAUGGCGACCACGGCGACUGCAGCGAUCACGGGGCUCGGCCUCUUCUUCCUCCUCGUGCUCUCAGUGACAGGUGACUCUGUGUCACCCACUCUGAUCUCCACAAUACCGCUGCUGCAAAAUAACGCCACAACUGCUCACAACACCACUACUAAUGCAACCACUGCCAGCAAGCCUCCAGCCACCCACAGCUACACGACCAAACAGAACCACACUACCACACAAAGCAGCACCACGGCUAGCACCACAGCCCUCCCGGAGCCAGGUGUGGGUUCGUACAACGUGAGCCAGAAGACUCUCGUUUGCCUUCGUGCAGACCUGGCGCUCAGGCUGUACGUGAAUUACAAAGACAAUGCCGGCAAUAUCAAGGUCGGCCAGAUCAACGUUGAUCCGAACGAUACGAGAGCCAGUGGCAAUUGUGGUGACACCGAGUCACUACUCAACCUCACGUUUUCUCAUGGAUUUGUGCUGGCUGUGUUCACCAAGGACAAGAAUGAGUUUUCUGUUACAGAAAUCAAUGCAACCCUUAAGUACCAAUUUCCGGAUACAAAAGUUGAAGAGUAUUCGGUGUCGAGUGGCCCAGUGAGCUACACUCUGGCUCCGGCGAAUACCUCCUACAGAUGCAUUGCCAAACUUCGGCUUCCUGUCACUGCCAACUUCUCUCUGGACUUGAGCCACGUGCAGCUGCAGCCGUUCAACCUUGAGAAUGGAACCUUCUCGCCAGUGACCGACUGCACUCAGGACAAAACGACGCCGAUCCCGACCACAACGCACUCCCCGACCACAACGCACUCCCCGAGCACCAGCAGCCCACCGUUCCUGCCAGGGAAAUACAACGUGUCGGAAGAGGGCCAUGCAUGCUUGCUUGUGGACGUGGCUCUGGAGGUGCAGGUGGAGGACUCGCAGAACAAGACUCACAUAUUUGUGGUGCAUCCGAGUCGGACGUCUGCAUCUGGGCACUGUCAAAGCACUACUUCACUACUCAACCUGACCUUUGCCGAAGGCUUCAUUGCCUUCACCUUCACGACAAGCAACAAGAGAUUUCACCUGGACCAAAUCAGCAUUGACCUGAAGCUUCAUAUUCCUGAUGCCCCCAAUGAUACAUUUGUGGGCUCAAAGGGGAACCUGACCCUGUUCCCUGCAAACUUGGGAAGCUCCUACAUGUGCAAGGCUAAGCAGAACGAGAGCAUCGGUGACCAGAUCCUGCUGAUGGUCAGCGACCUGCGACUGCAACCAUUCAAAGUGCAAAAUGAUGCCUUCAGCACAGCGGAGGAGUGUACUCGGGACGUGGGCGGCGUGCUGAUCCCCAUCAUAGUGGGCUCCGUGCUCGCCAGCCUCAUCGUCGUAGUGCUCGUUGCCUACCUCAUCGGCAGACGCAAGAACCACACCGGAUACCAGUCCAUCUAGAGGCACACAUCGCUCCCCGCACUCCCUCUUCGCCCACCCAACCAAAGCCACGACUCCACUCGUCGGCUCCUCCUAAAGCACCAGAGAGAAGCACAUUGCAAAUUCCGUAUCGAAGUGCAGGUAGCUUGUCUUCGUGUAGGGUGCAGUGCAUGGCCACUCGCACAAUGGGAUGUUGACGUCGUGAGUCAUUUUACACACAUGAGAUGAGCCCCUGCACUGGCACCAUUAGUCUUUCCGUGAUGAAAUUAUUUGGACCACAGCACACACGCUCGCUACAACUGGCACACGGUGUGCUUGAUUAAGUGCCGUCAACGUGAGUCCAAUAACACAACCCAACUACACAAUCCAACGUCAUUCGUAAGUGCAUUUUGUGUUUUCAAAACUAACAGUGAUAUACAGAAAAUGAUGGAAACAAUUAAGCUUUGCUUAAAUUGUUUUCUUUUGAGCUGAAUUAAAACAGUGAUUGCCAAUUGACAUUGGUGGCAUUAGAGUGCAAUGCAACAACACGAGUGGUCAAGUAUUCUGCCAAGUUGUCAAAAUUAAAUCUCAAUACAAAUCUCAAUCCACACGUUGACUGGGCAGAGCUGUUUGCACAACUGCUCCUCUAUGUGCAUUUGUGGGCUGUGACCCUGUUAGAAUACCUUGCUGGUACUUUCUGUGGCAAUGAUAAAGGCAAAUUGUAUAUGUGCGUUUAUCAUAUUUGCUUGCAAUCCAGCCCAGUUAGGCAUAAUCUGUAUAUAAAAAAGCUUCUUGGCUCCAGCAAGCAGAAGUGGGGCGGCUGUAGACUGCACGGUGAGGCAGGGAUGGUGUUUCCUGGAUGGUUCACUUGAAAGGUUUUGUUUAAGCAAAGCCGCUAAAUACACUGAAUCGCCACUAAGCGUGUCAAAGGGUCGGACUACUUUUAUAACACAAGCUUUUGGUUGAUAUGCACUGUCUCUUGCAACAUUAUGGAACACACUUUUCAAAAAAUAACAUUGCCGUGUACAAAAUAUAGUUAAAUGCUGACUUGUACGUUCAAUUCCCAGUUAUAAGUUCUCAAUUUGUGUCCAUGGAGUGCCACCUGUGAAACUGGGCUAUGCAGUCAUUUAUGUAGGGACAUGAUUCUUAGUGGCUUUAUUAGCAUGAGAGCCCAUUGAGAGGAUGAGGUAAGUAGUUGUGGUAGUGGUGUGGAUUGUGGGGGAUAUUUAUCACAAUUGUUUCUGGGCAUUGUCACAGGAGUGCUUUGUGAGGUUUAUGAUUGGAAUUUUAUGUUGGAACAAUGCGAGUGUUCAGGCAAAAACUUAUUUUUUGAGCCACAAAGGUUAGCAAUGUGUUCAAUGGUUACAUCUGUCUUUGCCCUCUUGCAAGAGCAGUAAAUGUAUUAUGACUCCGUUUUGUGAACCAUCCAUAUUAACAAUUACAUGUAAGUCUUGCAUUUGUCAUUGUUAGAAGGUGUAAAGUCAAUUUGAUUCAGUCACUGAAGUCCCAACAUUUUGCAUCGUUUUAGUCUUGUGCAGAUUAACGAUGUGUUUUGCCCUAUUGCCUCUAGGCUUUGGCACAAUAGCAUAUCUAUAGGCAAUGCUAUCCAAUCAUUCAUCGCUGUGAACCUGGCUGAAAUGCUAUAAGGCCAUGCAACGGCAUAUCAGUAACCAGGUUAUGGUGCAAUAAUUGCAUCAGAGUAAGAAAUGUUUCCCAUUCACUUCAGUUUUUUGCAAAGCUGGGUGAUUUCUGCGCCUCCUGAAGGCUGCUUCUGGCCUGAAACUGAAGUCCAAUAGCACAAGCACCUCUUUUGCACAUGUUGGUCACAAAUACUCAUCUGUAGAGCAGUAAUGGAUAAUCGUGUGAGCACAGUUUGCAUUUGGGAAAAUGGAAUGUAUUCAGGGUUGCUGCGUGGAAGUAUUUCCAGUUAUAUUUUAAUAUACUUAGGUUUAUUUGUUUCAGUUAUAUUCACAUUUAUAUGUCAGUGUUAGUCUUCUCCAUUAUGGCACGGCUUCUGUUAAUAUUCAAUGCUGCACUUUGACAAAGUUAUUAAUUUAUUCCCAAGCCACCAUGUAACAUGACGUGUAAAAAUUUGUGAUGGGUGGGUUUACAAUGCUUGGUUUUGCCAAGGUUAACAUGGCUAGGUUUGUCUCGUUGAAAGAAGUCUUAUUCCAGCAGUUGGCUUGAAUAUUAACCCAAUCCUGAUUUAUGCACAAGGCCAGCAUAUAUUUUUUCGAUCACCUCUUCGUUAAUUUUUCCUAUAUAACCCAAUGAGAGGCUGAAAAUGCAUUUUGCUUACAGCUGAUGCAUGGAGGGAAUUUUGGGUGCUGAAGGUCACCAUGGUGCUUCUCCACUCGAGGCACACGUGAUUGUAUGCAAAUUAUCUUGUCAUUCUGAUUUUUGUCGGCGAGGUCUCAAGGAUUGCAAUGUAAUUAACACUUUGCAAUAAAAUCUUUUUGGUGUGGUGACACGUUCCUUAA